AUGGGAAAUAAUUAUGUGUGCCCAAAUGACUCGCUAUUGAACCAAGGGAAAUGUUACAGGUUUUCAGCUUCUUCUAAAACUUGGAAUGAAAGUCAACAUGAUUGUGCAAAGCUACAGGCAUAUUUGCCGGUGACUCAAAAUUCAAAAGAACUGGAGUUCAUACAGAAAAGUUUAAAAUCUGGACAACCUAGUUGGAUUGGACUAUAUCGUACAUCCCCAGGAAAACAAUGGAUGUGGAUAAAUGAACAUUUUGUGGAACAAAAAAAAAAGAAAGAGAAGUAUAGUAGCCUGGGCGAGAAGCGAAUGGAUAUAAGGACUAACCUGGAGAUAGGAUACCCAGGACUUGCUGAUACACUCUGCCUUUUAUCUCCUGGUUUUUCAAUGACUGGACCAGUUGAUAACAUGAGCUGUGCUGUCAUAACAAGAAAUCAGGUGUAUUUUGAAGACUGUGACUCCAAAUUUAAUGGCAUUUGCCAGAGAGAUGUUGUCUGA
Messenger RNA from Eubalaena glacialis (North Atlantic right whale), 492 nucleotides. RefSeq names its product killer cell lectin like receptor F2 (gene KLRF2). Lineage: Eukaryota; Metazoa; Chordata; Mammalia; Artiodactyla; Balaenidae. The record is from RefSeq and is a predicted model, not a curated record. Bases 1 to 492 code for a protein of 163 amino acids. The transcript has 5 exons.